Molecule: messenger RNA, 1943 nt
Organism: Suillus plorans
Lineage: Eukaryota; Fungi; Basidiomycota; Agaricomycetes; Boletales; Suillaceae
Product: major facilitator superfamily domain-containing protein
Exons: 10
Coding region: 260-1891 (543 amino acids)
Biological process (GO): transmembrane transport; phosphate ion transport
Cellular component (GO): membrane
Molecular function (GO): phosphate transmembrane transporter activity
Source: RefSeq, a predicted model, not a curated record
GAUGGUGUACCUGUGUUCGAAGAUCAGUCACUAUUGGCUAAAGACGUACGAACGUGCCCGCCUAAGAAUGGCGGUGUCCACAUAGAGGCCGACCGCAGUUACAAAGGCGGACCUGAUGGGGCGGAUACGAUCACUCUUCUUAGUCUAGGCCUGAGAAUCCAGUGAGCAUCGUCCAUGCGGUAUAAAUGUCAAUGAAAGCAGAUACUACAGCUGCAGGCUUUCCCCAUAAUAUCAGGGUCCUUAUCCUCCGUGAUUCGCAAUGACCACAAAUCCUUACCAAUCAUCAAGCCAUGGAUCGUACCAUGAGCCCGAGAAGGCGCAGGUUACGCUGACACUUGAUGAGCGCCGCCGCGCUGCUCUGGAAGAAAUUGACAAUGCGCCCUUCUCGUGGUUCCAUGUCAAGGUUGGUUUGGUUGCCAGUGUAGGUUUCUUUACCGACGCCUACGAUAUAUUUGCCAUCAACAUCGCUGCCACGAUGUUGGGCUACGUCUACGGUCACACGAGUAAUCAGCUCAAUACCAACCAAUCUUUGGGUGUCAAGGUAGCAACUCCUGUUGGCAACUUGGUCGGUCAACUCCUUUUCGGAUGGCUCGCAGAUCUUGUGGGCCGUAAGAGGAUGUACGGUGUCGAGCUCAUGGUCAUGAUUAUUGCGACUUUCGGCCAGGCGCUCGCAGGCCAGGCCCCAGCAGUGAACGUUCUCGGUGUUAUUAUUGUCUGGCGUUUCAUUAUGGGUGUUGGUAUUGGUGGCGAUUACCCUAUGAGUGCCAUCAUUUCCUCAGAAUUCGCCGCUACACGUUCACGUGGUCGUCUCAUGACUGCUGUGUUCGCCGCACAAGGAUGGGGUCAAUUCACUGCUGCUCUCAUUGGUAUUAUCGUCGUCCAAGCAUACAAGAGUGAAAUCCUCAGUUCCCCAUUCCCUUGCGUCGUUCCUGUCGAUUAUGCCUGGCGUCUCUUGAUUGGUCUUGGAUGCAUCCCCGGUGUUGUUGCACUUUACUUCCGUCUUACUAUUCCUGAAACUCCUCGUUUCACCAUGGAUGUCGAGCGUAAUGUCGCACAGGCUACUGCAGAUAUCACCAAUGUGUUGAAUGAGAAUAACGCUACGGAUAUCAAUGCUCUGGCGCAGACUGUCGCAGCCCCGACAGCAACCCGCGCAGACUUUGCCGAAUACUUCAGCAAGUGGAAGAAUUUGAAAGUCCUGAUCGGUACCUCCUACUCCUGGUUCGCUCUCGAUAUCGCUUUCUACGGCCUCGGCUUGAACAGCGCAAUCAUCUUAACUGCAAUCAACUUUGGCAGUCCCACCGGUAACAAAACUUCGGCACUUUAUGUUUACCAGAACCUAUACAACAUUUGUGUCGGUAACCUCAUCCUCUCCGUGGCGGGCUUGAUUCCAGGGUAUUGGGUAUCUUUCCUUUUCAUCGACUCCUGGGGCCGCAAGCCCAUCCAAUUGAUGGGCUUUACUGUACUCACCAUCCUUUUCAUCAUUAUGGGUUUCGCUUAUAAUGCAUUGGACGCUACCACCUCAAGCAAAAACGCAUUUGUCUUCUUGUACUGCCUCACCAACUUCUUCCAGAACUUUGGCCCUAAUACCACCACUUUCGUGAUUCCUGGAGAGGCUUUCCCUACUCGUUACCGUUCGACAGGCUACGGUAUCUCUGCUGCGACUGGCAAGCUCGGAGCUGUCAUUUCCCAGGUCGGCUUCGCUCAGCUUAUCAACAUCGGCGGCCCGAACAAAUUCGUGCCACACAUUAUGGAGAUCCUCGCUCUGUUUAUGUUGACCGGUAUCUUCUCUACACUUCUCAUUCCCGAGACGAAACAGAGAUCGCUCGAGGAUAUCUCGAAUGAGGAUCAGGAGGGCUACAUCAGAGAAGUUCCGAAACCAGCUCGUUCCUGAGUAAAUGUGUGCUGGAUUAUGUUUUUAUUUUAUUUCAAAUAUAUAGCGCGGA